AAUAACUUUCUAAGCGAUAUUGAGACUUACAAGUUGGACUGGAAAAUUGUGCGGAAGGAGUACAAACUGAUUGUAAACGAGAAGACUGAAUUAUUUCGUGCAGUUGGCAACUAUUCGAUUGCAUUUCAUUCCAUCAUUGACUUGUCAAAAAUAUUCGACUACUGUGAUCCGUUCGAUUUGAUUAGGUGGAAAAGAGUUUCUAAGCAAUGGAAUGAGCAAAUAGCGAAUCGUUUUGAGAAUAUCUUAUAUUUGGACUUGUACCGAUUAGACACACGCGUUCUAAUGGAGAAACUGCAUGAUGAAGAUGGUGAACUCUUUGCACAUCCAACCGCACAGAUUCUCAUUCAGCUCGGUGAUCGUAACGCUACAGUUGUUGUUCACGAGAGAUGGACAUCCAAAGAUGUCUCACGGCUGUUUGAACUCGUCAAAAUGUUUGGUGCAAAAGCGCAUACAAUUACGGUAAGCCCUGAAUUGGCUUUUUCAUUGAUCUUAUGCAAUAUUCGCCUGAUUUCUAUAUGA
Messenger RNA from Anisakis simplex (herring worm), 519 nucleotides. The record is from the annotation of a GenBank genome assembly. Lineage: Eukaryota; Metazoa; Nematoda; Chromadorea; Rhabditida; Anisakidae.